AUGGCCGGCGCGGCCUCCGAGGCUAGCGACCUGACAACCCCGCUGAUCAGCGGAAACCAGCCCGCGGCUACAUUCUCGUCGCGAGGAGGCAACCGCAGGAGCGGACGCCGUCGCGCGAGCGGCGAGAGCGGCGCGGGGGCGCACGACUCCGACGGGGGCAGCCCCGCGCCUCGCCACUCGCACGUCGAGUCACCUCUCGCCGCCGCGGACCACGAGGGAAUCACCGUCGAGCCCCUCGCGCCCCUCGCGGACCUCCUCGUCGAGGCCACCAACACGAGGGUGCGCCAGGGCUACCUCUCCGGCGACUGGCUCGCGGAGCGCCUGCCCGCGUACUCGUCCAUCAGCGAUCUCAUCGCCAACUCGUCCAGACCCGCCAUCACGCCGGUGGAUGCGCGCGCUUCGCUGACGCACACCCAGCUGAAGGACCUCAUCUACAGGGUCGACGACGAGCUCAAGACGUGGGGGGUGACCCAGGCGGGUUCGCGCGUGGGUGUCGCCGUCCCCAACGGACCCGAGCUCAUGUCCGUGCUCCUCUCCGUCAUCGACAGGCACACGUGCGUGCCCGUGAACCCGGCCACCACGCCGCAGGAGAUGCACGAGGAGCUACGCGCCACCGGGGUGGUGGCCUUGGUGUACCAGGGGGGUAACGAGAUGGCGGUGACCAUGCGUAAGCUGUGCGAGAAGCUCAAGAUUGUGCCGCUGGCCAUCACCCCGGAUCCCAACGUCGGCGGUUUGUUUUCAAUCUCGAGCGACGCGGGCGACGCCUCCGGUAGCCGCGCGGGCCCCGGGACGUACGCGCCCCCCGACAGCGACAAGAACCGCACCGCGCUCGUGCUUCACACCAGCGGCAGCACGGGCAAGAAGAAGAUCGUGCCCAUCUCGCUGCACCAGCUCGUGUUGGGCGCGACGGCAAUCGGCGCAUCCUCGGGCCUGGGACAAAAUGACGUGUGCCUCAACUUCAUGCCGCUGUUCCACGUCGGAGGCAUCUGCCGCAACCUCCUUGCGCCCAUCUUCGCCGGGGGUAGCACCGUCGCGAUGCCCUUCUUCGACGCCGACGAUUUCUGGCAGACGGCGGUGCAAAAACAGUGCACCUGGUACUACGGAGCUCCCACCAUGCAUCUGCUCGUGGUCAACUCCGCGAAGGCCAUGCCCACGGAUCAGAUUCCCGAGACCAAGAUCAGGUUCAUCGCGAACGCCGCGGGCCCGCUCUUACCCAGCGUGGCCAUCGAGCUCAGGAAGGUUUUCAACGGUGCCGCGGUGCUCACCUCGUACGGCAUGACGGAGUGCAUGCCCAUCGCGUGUCCGCCCCCGGGGUACGCCCUGGAGCGGGCGGGGAGCUCGGGCCAGGCCAUCUGCCCCGAGAUCGCCAUCGUCGACGACUCCGGCGAGCGCGUGGCGAACGGCCGCGUCGCUCACAUCGUGGUCAAGGGGAGCAUCGUGACGCGGGGUUACGAGAACGAUCCCGAGGCGACCAAGGCGAGUUUCCACCCCGGCGGCUGGUUUAAAACCGGUGACAUGGGAUGGAUGGACGCCGAUGGAUACCUCUACGUCACCGGGCGGAGCAAGGAGGUGAUCAACAGAGGCGGCGAGAUCAUCUCCCCGGCGGAGGUGGAAGAGGCGCUCCAGUCGCACCCGGGUGUCGCGGACGUGGUGGCCAUCUCCAUACCGCACGCGACGCUUCAGGAGACUGUCGCCGUCGUGGUGGUACCCACGCGGGGAAUCCAGGAACCCGGCCUGCGACAGCUGUGCCAGCACGCGAGCGACAGGCUGCCGCCCGCGAAAUGGCCCCAGUGCCUCGUGCUCGUGGAGUCCAUUCCCAAGCUGGCGACGGGAAAGGUGAGCAGGAGCGCCAUCGCGAAAUCGCUGGACAUUCAGGAAAUUCGCGACGGGAUGUGGGAGCUCGACGUAACCUUCGAGGCGUCGCUCGAAGUCAACGCGGGACGCGGUUCAUCGGGCGUAGCGGGGCACAGGGCCAUCGCGACCAGAGACGAGGCCACGAAACGCGUCGCCGAGGCGCUCUCCAAGGCUUCCGGCGUCGAGGACACGGCCGCGUGCAUCGACACCACCGGGAGCAACGCGCUGAUUGGCGCGGUGACCCCGGCGGAUGCCGACACUGAAAAGGUCAUGUCCUUCGCGUGCAGGUGCCUCCCGGGCUUCCUCGAGCCCAAGGAUGUCAUCGCGGUGGACGAGAUCCCGCGCGCCGCGGACGGCAAGUGCGACGCGCAGGCGCUCCUCGCGCUGUGGAAGGGUCAGAAGGCGGCUGGCGUCAACGGCGCGGCUUUCACCGCCACUCAGAGGGCGGUUGCCGAGGCGUGGGCGAACACCCUCAACUGCGACGCGCGGACCGUGGGACUGGACGACGACUUCUUCCAGGUUGGUGGGAGUUCCAUCGUAGCCGGGCAGCUCGCGGCUGACAUCCGUCGCAAGCUCAGCUCCAACCUCACGGGUGCCGAUAUCUUCCGCUACCGCACCGUGAAGGAGAUCGCCGCAAAGGUUGAGAAGGAGGGAGGCGGGACCAAGGACGGAAACAAGACCGAGGGCGGCCUGCCCCCGAGCAUGGCGAGCAAACCGCUGGGUCCCAUGGAGUGGACGAGGUCCUACAGCUCCACAUCGUUCUUCGCGCUGCUGUUCCAGUCACUGCCGCUGCUGGUCUUCGCGCCGAUGCAGAAGAUUCUUCGCUGGACAAUUUUCCUCAACAUGGCGGCUGGGGUUGAUCCGGAGAAUGAACACUUUCACCACCUGCGCCUGGUGGCGUUUUUUGUGGCGCUUGUAUUCACGGGACUGAUUUCGUUUGUGCUGUUCCCGGUCAUGACCGUGAUGCUCAAGUGGACCGUGCUCGGUCGCCUGAAGCCCGGUUUGCACCCGCUGUGGGGCAGCGUGUACAUCAGAUGGUGGCUUUCGAACAAGGCUGUGGAGGUUAGCGGGUUUGGCAUCUUUGGGAUGUCCGAUGGCCUCUUCAGGAUCUACCUGAGGAUGAUGGGCGCAAGGGUGGGACGGGGUGCCAAGAUCGGGCGACUCGUCCGCAUCGCGGACUUUGACAUGCUCGAGAUCCACACCAACGCCGCGGUGGACGACUACGCCCACCUGCGCGCGGCGGAGGUGAGGAGGGGCGCGCUGAGGGUGGCGCCCGUCUACCUCGGACCCGGCUCCACCGUCUGCACUCGCGCCGUCGUCGGACCCGGCGGCGUCGUCCCGCAGGGCGCCACCCUGGGCCCGUACAUGUCCUGGCGCGAGCUCGACGUGACCAACCCGAAGACGAUGGCGCAGAUGGAGGAACACAGGAAGAUCGCGCGCAUGCGCCAGCCCCAGCCGGGCUUUGGCUCGCAGAUGCUGGCGUGGCCUAUCGUCUUUGUCUGCGAAGUUGUCGCUUGGAUUCCUUGGAUCUUCGUGUUUGUCGUGCUGAUCCGCUCGCAGGGGCUCUAUCUGAGCAUUCCAGGACAGGGCGGCCUGCACGACUGCAUCACCUGGUUUAUGGACCCCUUCCGCCUCGGCGUCAUCUUUGCCGCGAGGGUGGGCCACAACAUCUUCGGCCCGCUCCUGCAGCUCAUCUGGAUCGUGCUGGUGAAGUGGAUCGUCGUGGGCAAGUUCAAGCCCGGGCCGCUGCCCCGUACCUACCUUGCGAGGGAGUGGGAGCUCACCCGCAGGUGGCUCAUGAACAAGCUCCUCCCCAAGGGUGACUUCAGGGGCGCGCUCGCCGUGCUGGGGAAGCAUUACGAGUACACCUCCAUAGUGUACAGGAUGCUGGGUGCGAAGAUUGGGAAGCGGGUGUUCUGGCCCGGAUCGGGCGUGCUCGUGGCCGACGGCAUGUACGACCUCGUGGACAUCGGCGACGACGUCGUCUGGGGCUCGAGGAGCAUGGUCUUUCCCGCCGACUGCACCAGCUCGCUUCCCGUGAGCAUUUGCAGGGGCGCCAACGUCUCGGACAGGUGCGUCAUCUACGCGGGUGUGACGCUCAUGGACGACGCGUGCCUCGGAUCCGGUGCAGUGGCGCCCAGGAAGAUGAAGUACGACUACGGCAGCAUCCACGUGGGCUCUCGCAACGGCGCCUGCGUGCAGCUGGAUCCCGGCAGCAAGCCCGACGACUCCGUGCCCCGCGAGCCCAAGCCGUUUGGCCGCGCGGUGUACCAGCGCAAGGCGACGUAUUUCCUGCCGCAUUGGCAGGUGAUGCCCUUCGUCUUCUCGUUCUUCAUCGCGCUUCGCACGGCCUAUUCCGUCAUGCCCAUCUGGGUGUCGUGGUACCUCGUCGCGAUAAUCACCUGGGAUUUGGGAAACAACUUUUGGACGGAGAUGCCCGAGUGGAGGUAUUUGCUGCUGUUGAUAUUUGUUUAUCUCUGGGUGAACAUGAUCCACGUGGUGGUUCGGUUCAUCAUCGACACCGGCUUGAAGUGGCUCAUCAUCGGCAGGCGCGAACCGGGUCUGUACCCGUGGGACCGCAGCUCAUACUGCAUCCGGUGGAAGAUCUUCGAGUCGCUGUGCAGCGAUACCCUGCACUCGCUGCGGCUCAUCGGCGGCUCCGCGUUUCUCCCCUUCUUCUACAACAUCAUGGGAAGCAGGAUCGGGCGGCGGGUGUGCCUGUACCCCACCGGCGCAGAUCCCCCGAUGGUGGAGCCGGACCUGGUGGUCAUCGAGGACGGCGCGUGCGUCAACUUCACACACAUCAUUUGCCACACGAACACCCUCGGAUCCUUCGCCCUGAACCACAUCGUGAUCAAGAGCGGCGCAACCCUGAGCACCGAGUCGAGGAUCAUGGGCGGCGUCGUCAUCGGCGAGGACGCGGUGCUCCUCGAGCACACCAUGGCCAUGGUGGGCGACGUCGUGGAGCCCGGCGACAUCUGGCAGGGUUGGCCGGUGCAGGCCAUCGCAAAGGCCGAUGAGGUGGCCAAGUCCGCAAAAGACAGCGCGGAGAAGGCGGAGAAGGUGCACGAGGGUAAGGUGCUUCCGCUCGGCCUGAAGGAGAUGCCCAAGCCGCACAAGUCUUACGGCUCGCACCGCUAAAUCAAAACACAAAUCCAUUCUUUCACGUCACUUAGAACUAAACGUUUGUAUUCAAACCUAAACGCAUCGCUAAGAUCACCAUCGAUGACCGCCCGUCGGUUCGCGCGCCGUGGACUCCCUCUCCCGUCUCCGAGCCGUCGCGUCCUCCUCGACUCGGGCUUCCAGAUCCGCCGCGCGCGCCGUAACCGCCUUCACCGCCGCCGCCUUCACCGCCGCCGCCGCGAGCGGCACGACGAACCACGCCCGCCCGCCCGACGACCAAGGCCCGCGCGCGCACUCGCCGCCGAACACGUCGAUUCCGAUCGCGUCCGUCGCGUCCGCGAAAAAGGCGACGACGACGGCCACCGACGAAGCCAUCGUCCACUCGGCGUACGCGCGAAGCGUUCGAGCAGCCGCCGGCUUCGACACGAGCGAUCGGAACGUGGCCGCCGCGCCGAGCAUCGGCGCGAGGGGCAACGCGAGCGGCGGCGCCGAGAAUAUCGCCGCGGAUGCGAAGGCGUCGCAGGCGAGCGACUGGGCGACGACGGCGAACGAA
Molecule: messenger RNA, 5530 nt
Organism: Micromonas commoda
Lineage: Eukaryota; Viridiplantae; Chlorophyta; Mamiellophyceae; Mamiellales; Mamiellaceae
Exons: 3
Coding region: 1-4995 (1664 amino acids)
Biological process (GO): fatty acid metabolic process
Molecular function (GO): phosphopantetheine binding; medium-chain fatty acid-CoA ligase activity
Source: RefSeq, a predicted model, not a curated record